GCUGCAGGAAGGUUUUCGUCUUAGUCCGGUCUGCAGCUACAGACUGACUGAAGCCAGCAGCGGCUCUCUGGCUUUGUUAGCUAGCUGGUAAAGCACCAAGAAAGGACAUAGCCGCAUCCAUGAAAUAGCACACUUUUUUUGGAAAAUGAUCAUCUGUGCGAGUAAAAUGGAGUACCCCCUGAGAACCCAGUGCCAGCGAGUCCAGAAACAGGUGAUGGUGAAUGGUGAGAAGGAGCGAGUGUCACUGCUGGUCAGCAGGGGGAGUGUAGAUGCCGUGUCCCAGCAGAUGGCGUCUCACCCUCAGUACCUGGAGAGCUUCCUGCGCACACAGCAUUACAUCCUGCACAUGGAUGGCCCCCUGCCGCUGCCAUACCGCCAUUACAUCGCCAUCAUGGCUGCAGCACGUCAUCACUGCAACUACCUGGUGUACCUGCACUCGACGCAUUUUCUGAGGGUGGGCGGGGAUCCCAAGUGGUUGCAGGGUUUGGAGGCGGCACCCCUUCGCCUUCGGCUCCUUGACAACAUUAACAAAGUGCUGGCCCACCAACCCUGGCUCACCGCCUGCUCGCAUAUCCAGACGCUGCUGAAGGCGGGCGAGCAGUGCUGGUCACUGGCUGAGCUGGUGCAGGCCGUGGUGAUCCUGGCCCACUGCCACUCCCUCUGCAGCUUUGUGUUUGGAUGCGACACAGACGCAGACUUUGUCCCUCUCUCCUCCAAAUCUCCCAACGGUACUCCGCCGACCUUCUGCCCCUUUGAUGCUGCCAACGGCAACACCAACGUGCCUCAGUCCCUCGCCACUCCCUCCGAACACAUAACACGACGACGGUCUCUGGACUCAAGUGGUGAUGUGACGUGUCUGAAGGAGAGGAUCCAGAAGUCCCAGGAAGAGCGUGAAAAGCAAACACUCCAGCAGACAGACACGGAAGAGGAGGAGGAGAUGAUAUGCCUCGCAGAUCCUUCGCGUUUUAUCACAGACCCUGACUUUUGCUAUCAGGAGUUUGCACGCAAGGAGGAGGACCACUUCCAAGUGUUCAGAGUUCAGGACUAUUCCUGGGAAGAUCACGGCUUCUCCUUAGUCAACAGAUUGUAUUCUGACAUCGGGCACCUCCUGGAUGACCGGUUCAGGAGCGUAGCCACCCUCUCCUCAUUGCACAGUGACGACCUGAAGAGGGCGAUCUGGAAUUACAUCCACUGUGUAUUAGGAAUACGCUACGAUGAUUACGAUUACGGUGAAGUGAACCAGUUGCUGGAGCGAGAUUUGAAGCUGUACGUCAAGGCUGUGGCCUGUUUUCCGGACUCCACCAAAACUCCAGUGUGUCCGCUGAGAUGGACUCCACUUAAGACUUCAGAACGGAUACACAUAAACUUACUAAUCAUGGAGGCCCGGCUGCAGGCGGAGCUGCUGUACGCGCUGAGAGCCAUCACUCAGUACAUGAUCGCCUAAGAGGAUGUAGAGGCACGUCAUUAAAACUCUUCGCCGGUACAGAGAGACCCGGAAACAAGAGGAUGAAGACAUCUGAAGAGUAGCCGGUGACGUUGGAUGAGAGCGGCACUUUUAAGGACACAGAGCUGCACCGUUUGCAGCUGUGCCUCUUUGAAUGUGCUUAUCUCCUCAGAUCCAGUAUAUUUAAACCAUAGCGUGCCACACCCCUCCUGCAACUCAUCUUAUUGUGAAGUCCUCUUAUCAGACAUCUUGGCUCUCGAAGGUUAUGUGCAAUUAUUGCUAGUUAUUUUAAUUUUUACCUGUCGUCUUGUGUUCCAGUCGGUCGCAGCAGCAGUGUGUUACCAGUGGCCAAUACUUUCCUCUUUAGUUUGAGAAGUCUCCUUUUGUAUUAACUAUGCUUUUCCAAAAACGUAUAUCUUUGUGUACACGUUGAAUGAAUGUUAAUGGGAGACCAGUUCUUUGGGGUUUUUUUUUUCUUUUUUUUGUGGACAAUCCUUGUCAGUGUUGGAGGAGGACUGUGAAGGACGACCGUUUUGCUCUCCCUGACAUUUCGUAUUAAUGCUGGUCAAGAACAAAAAUGAGAAUGACACUGCUGGAAGUUAUCACAUCACUAUAGUUUCUUUUAAUAAGCACUUUUUUAAACUUUAUAUAUUUAUAAUGCAAGGUAGCUAAUGAGUAGACAUACUGAGUUUGUGGGUCUCGUCUUUAUGACGUGUUUAAAAAAAAAAAAAA
Messenger RNA from Neolamprologus brichardi, 2176 nucleotides. It is a transcript of the gene sesn4, whose product is annotated as sestrin 4. Gene Ontology annotation, cellular component: nucleus. Lineage: Eukaryota; Metazoa; Chordata; Actinopteri; Cichliformes; Cichlidae. The record is from RefSeq and is a predicted model, not a curated record. Gene Ontology annotation, biological process: cellular response to leucine starvation; cellular response to L-leucine; positive regulation of macroautophagy. Gene Ontology annotation, molecular function: L-leucine binding; oxidoreductase activity, acting on peroxide as acceptor.